Aspergillus tubingensis is the source of this 1035-nucleotide messenger RNA. Its product is annotated as ketopantoate reductase family protein. NCBI's taxonomy places the organism in Eukaryota, Fungi, Ascomycota, Eurotiomycetes, Eurotiales, Aspergillaceae. Gene Ontology annotation, biological process: pantothenate biosynthetic process. The coding region runs from base 1 to 1035 and encodes 344 amino acids. Gene Ontology annotation, molecular function: 2-dehydropantoate 2-reductase activity. Gene Ontology annotation, cellular component: cytoplasm. The record is from RefSeq and is a predicted model, not a curated record. The transcript has 2 exons.
AUGCAAGACAAAGCCAACAUCCUGCUAAUCGGCUGUGGUGGCAUCGGCACUAUUGCUGCACUGAACUUGGAACUUGGAGGCAAAGCCAUUGUCACUGCUGUCCUGCGUUCCAAUUAUGAUCAUGUCAAAGCUCACGGCUUCUCCAUAAAGUCCAUCGACCACGGAGAGGUGAAAGGCUUCCGACCGUCAAUUUUACGGAACACCAUCCCAGACGUUGAGAAAGAGAACCUUCCCCCAUACCGGUACAUCGUCGUCACCACCAAGAACUACUCCGAUGUGCCCCCCACCGUAGCAGAGAUCAUCCGCCCCGCCGUCACCAGGGGUUACACGCGCAUCGCGCUCGUCCAGAAUGGCCUGAACAUAGAAAAGCCCCUUAUUGCCGCGUUCCCAGAAAACAUCAUCCUCUCGGGCGUCAGCUUCUGUGGUUCCCAUCAGGUCUCCUUGGGAGAGAUCGUCCACGAAGACGAUGACGAGCUUUACGUGGGAGCCUUCCGCAACCCCAAUUUAACCCUUGACGAAGAGGAUGCGGCCGCUAAAGAAUAUUGUGAAAUUUAUGGGGCCGGUGGCAAGUGUAAUCCUCAGUUCAACCCCAACGUCGGGUUCAGUCGCUGGCGGAAGCUGCUGUACAAUGCCUGCUUGAACCCCAUCUGUGCCAUCACAGAUCUAGACACCGGUCGCAUCCAGCUGGCAGACGGUGCCAUUGAGAAUCUGGUCCGACCGGCCAUGGAGGAGAUCCGCGCAGGUGCGAAGGCAUGUGGGCAUGACUUACCACCUGAGCUGGUGGACUUUAUGAUCACAAUGGAUCCCAUUACCAUGUACAAUCCCCCCAGCAUGCAGGUGGAUAUCCGCAAUGGCCGGUUCUGUGAGUAUGAGAACAUCGUGGGAGAGGCACUGAAGGAAGGAAAAGCCAGGGGGGUCCCCAUGCCGACAUUAACAGUGUUGUACGGCCUUCUCAAGGCCAUCCAGUGGCGGACCAAGGAAAGAAAGGGGCUGGUGCAGAUUCCAGAACCGGAGGACCAUACAGUUAAGAAGUGA